AUUGAUAAGGCGCGCACCGGUCUCAAGGUCGGACAUCAUUAACCUCAAUACGGUGUGGCGGGUCAACGCUCACUUUGUUUGCGGGUUUCAAUUUUGUCGCUGAUUUUAUUUCUGAGGUAAACUGCAUCUUCUACGGUGCUAGGUGAGAUUUCUGCUAUCGUUUGUGUUUCUUAUUUGCAUACUGUAAGUCCUUAUUUUAUAUGAUGUGCAUAUGUUUGGUUUUCCGAAAUUUUCUCAUUGAAUAUGUCCACUGAUGUGAGACAUAAAUAAGGGUUCAAGAAAGCAGUUAGACACUGACGGCUUGGGUUGGGGAGAUUUCAAAUGCUUCCCGAUGCUUCAUGGUUGAUUGUAUCAAGUAGUCCGCAUCAUGUCCGAUUUCCAAUAGAUAUACCAAGUAAAUUAUGCUGAAAUGAGGACUCAAUUUUGGUGCAAUGCAAGGGUAAUUAUCCGUUCCCCGUACGGUGUUAAUUAUCUGAAUUGGCACACACAGUCGAGCUAUGUUCACGUAGCACCAAAAUAUUGUACGUGUUGAAUUAGUAAACUGGGGCUGACAUAAAUAUUCACUAAAAUUUUCACUGUAUUCAUUUUUACUUAAAUUUUCAUGAAUGCUUCCAGGUUACUCUGUGUUAGCGCAACUGACCGAUCGAUAUUAAUCACAUCAGAAGCAGUUGUUCAUUAUGAGUAGUAGUGACGAAAUUUCUUGGAUUUCGUGGUUCUGUGGCUUGCGUGGAAACGAGUUUUUCUGCGAAGUUGAAGAAGACUAUAUUCAAGACAGAUUCAAUUUGACUGGAUUAUCCGAACAAGUUCCUGAAUACCGUGAUGCCCUCGAUAUGAUUCUGGAUUUAGAAACUGACCCUUCUGAUAAUCCAGAGAACACUGAUCUCAUAGAACAGGCUGCUGAAAUGCUCUAUGGUUUAAUACAUUCAAGAUAUAUCUUGACAAACCGCGGUAUUUGCAUUAUGGUAGCGAAAUGGCAACAAGGCGAUUUUGGUUACUGUCCUAGAGUUUAUUGUGAAAGUCAACCAUGCUUACCAGUCGGUUUAUCAGAUGUUCCUGGUGAAGCUAUGGUCAAGAUUUAUUGUCCUAGAUGUCAGGAUACUUACACACCAAAAUCUACUCGUCAUCAUCAUACAGAUGGGGCAUAUUUUGGUACUGGUUUCCCGCAUAUGUUGUUUCUAGUGCAUCCAGAGUAUAGACCAAAGAGAGCUGGUAAACAAUUUACUGCAAGGUACGUUUUCUUUUCUUUUUUAUUGCACGGAAUAGCUAAUUUUCCUAUGUCAUGUGUAUGUUUGGCGUGUGUUUUUAGUAGCAAUCACUAAGAUAAUCUGACUGACUGGUUUCAACGUAGAACUUUGCACAAAUGUGCAGCAGGUCGAGUUGCCACUCUCCCUCCAUUUAGCACACAAAGCAAGAGAGGAGAGUAAAGAGAGAUAAUAAAUAGAAAAAGAGGCAAAAAUAGUAAUAUGGAAGAACAAUAUCGUUUUAUUGGAUAUUAUAAGUCACAAGGAGUGGAUGCAUGUGCGCCAGACAUUGAGAACGAUUUUGAACCAUAUCAGCGAUUCUCUCCAGCCUUCAUUGGUUUUUACCAUCCCGAGGACCCUAACCAUUCAGGUAGUCUACACCUUCCUACGUUACUGGUUUGCUGGCUUAAACUAACUGUUGUGGAUUUCAUUGACGGAUGAAGCCUUGUUUUGGUUUGACGACCACGGGCUCUUUUCCAACCUGAUCCGUCCUAUGUCAACUAACAUUUCCCGUCGAGAAAGGCAAUCGAUGGCUGCUGCUGCUGGAUUCAACAUAGAACUUGGCACCGAAGUGCAGCAGUUUGAGUUGCCACGUUCCAAAUA
Trichobilharzia szidati is the source of this 1844-nucleotide messenger RNA. The record is from the annotation of a GenBank genome assembly. Lineage: Eukaryota; Metazoa; Platyhelminthes; Trematoda; Strigeidida; Schistosomatidae.